Molecule: messenger RNA, 3552 nt
Organism: Salvelinus namaycush (lake trout)
Lineage: Eukaryota; Metazoa; Chordata; Actinopteri; Salmoniformes; Salmonidae
Product: peroxisomal carnitine O-octanoyltransferase-like
Exons: 16
Coding region: 367-2205 (612 amino acids)
Cellular component (GO): peroxisome
Molecular function (GO): carnitine O-octanoyltransferase activity
Source: RefSeq, a predicted model, not a curated record
UAGAUGGGAUACAGCUUUUGUCAAAUUUGACUUUUCGUAGCAGGUUAGGAGAAUUUACACAGCAUGUUAGGAUAAUUAACGUAGCACGCUAGGAGAAUUAGGUUACGAUUUGUUAAAAGGUCCGAGUUAGCUAAAAUGCCAAAAUAAAUACACUUUUGACAAAAGCUGUAGCCUUUCUAGCCAUGACCACUUACUGGGUGAAAGGUGAUGAGAAGCGCUGCAUACACCACGAGAGGAGGAACAACACAAACUACCGCAAGCGGUCUAGAAAAUAGCCGCAACACUUUUUUAUUUUGAAUGGACGAGCGAAAACAACUUUUCACAUAUCGGAAUUUGCAGAAUAUCGCAAAAUACUAAGGUGACAACAUGGCUAACCAGGUGUCAGAGUUCCCCACUGAGCGGACGUUCCAGUACCAGCAUAGCCUGCCUCCUCUCCCUGUACCGUCUCUAGAGGGGAGCCUUGCCAACUACCUGGAUGCAGUGCUGCCGUUUGCUACAGAGGAGGAGUACCAGGUGACUGCGGCCAUAGUGAAGAGGUUUGGAGAGGGCAUCGGCAACGACCUGCACCAAAAACUACUGCAGAGAGCCAGGACACGCAGGAACUGGUUGGAGGAGUGGUGGUUGGAUGCAGCCUAUCUGGAAAUGCGUUACCCCUCCCAGUUGAAUGUGAACUUCGGAGGUCCUGCACCCUACCUAGAGCACUGCUGGCCCCCUACAGAGGGAGUACAGCUACAGAGGACCAGCAUUAGCAUGUGGCACACUCUACAGUACUGGGACCUGCUUCGCAUGGAGAGGCUGGACCCUCAUAAAGCUGGUAAUGUGGUGUUGGAUAUGGACCAGUUCAGAAUGCUGUUCUGUACAUGUAAAGUUCCUGGAGUCACCAAGGAUACCAUCAUCAACUACUUUAAGACAGAGAGCGAGGGUCCAUGCCCCUCCCAUGUGGUGGUGAUGUGUAAGGGGCGUUUCUUCUCGUUUGAUGCAGUGUGUGACGGACACAUUCUUACCCCUCCAGAGCUGCUCAGGCAGCUGACCCAUGUGAAGCAGUGUUGUGAGGAGGAGCCAGCGGGAGAUGGUGUCGCCGCUCUCACCUCAGAGGAGAGGACACGCUGGGCUAAGGCCAGGGAGUAUCUGAUAGGUAUAGAUCCAGCCAAUAAGACCAUCUUAGAGACCAUCCAGAGCAGUCUGUUUGUGAUCUCACUGGACGAUGCUAAACCCUACGCUACUGCAGAGAACUACACACCGGUGACCCGGGAAGCGCUGACAGGAGACCCCACCAUCCGCUGGGGAGACAAGUCCUACAACUCCAUCUCCUUCGCUGACGGAACCUUCGGAUCCAAUUGUGACCAUGCCCCCUACGAUGCCAUGGUGCUGGUAACUCACUGUUACUAUGUGGAUCAGCAGCUCAAAGCUACAGACGGCAAGUGGAAGGGCUCUGAGACAGUGCGGCCUAUGCCUCUUCCUGAAGAGUUGGUCUUCACUGUGGAUGACAGAGUCAGGAGUGACGUUGCACAUGCCAAGCAACAGUACUUUGAGACUACUCAGGACUUGCAGGUGGUGUGUUAUGCGUUCACCUCGUUUGGGAAAGCAGCCAUCAAACAGAGGAAGCUCCACCCAGACACCUUCAUACAACUGGCCCUUCAACUGGCUUAUUACAGACAGCAUGGGAGGUUAGGUAGUUGCUAUGAGACAGCGAUGACCAGAAGGUUCUACCACGGCAGGACUGAGACCAUGAGGCCCUGUACCCUGGAGGCACAGAACUGGUGCCAUACCAUGCUCCUCCCUGCAGCCAGCGCUGAGGCUAAGAGGAAAGCCCUGCUGCUGGCCUUCAACAAGCACAACAAACUGAUGGCUGAGGCACAGAACGGAAAAGGUUUUGACAGACAUCUCCUGGGCCUGUACCUGAUCGCCAAGGAGGAGGGACUUCCUAUGCCAGACCUUUUCACUGAUCCACUGUAUUCCAAGAGUGGCGGGGGCGGUAACUUUACCCUGUCCACCAGUCUGGUUGGCUACACCACAGUCCUGGGAGCGGUUGCUCCCAUGGUGCACCAUGGCUACGGGUUCUUCUACCGCAUCGGAGACGACAGGAUCGUGGCUUCCUGUACGGCGUGGAAGUCCAGUCCAGAGACAGAUGCAGAGACACUGUUCCAGAACCUGGUUACCUCCCUACAUGAGAUGCUACAUCUCGCUACCACAGCUCAGCUCUAACACACACACACACACACACACACACACACACACACACACACACAGUUUGUAGAUGGUAGUCAAUAAUAGUUUAGUUCUGCACAGAUCAAUGCAAAGGCACAUUUAUUGUUUUCUACAUAAUAAAAAAGAAAAAUGUAUUAUUUGUUUAAAUGCAGCUCAACAAAUGAGUUUAUUUUGCACUUAGUGAAUCAUUCUCUGUGAUUUUAUGUAGCAGCUAGAUCGGGGAUUCCCUGUUUUCAAAAUGUAUAGAUUGAAUUUCCUACCACGAUUCUGUUUAGAUUUAGUCUGUUGUUUUUAUGUUGUGAGAAGCAUUUAGUGUUAACCCAUGCCAUGCACUGUACACCGCUAAGCUAACAUACACAUCCUAACUCGCCGUCACCAUAACACUUCCAGCAUCGUGUCACCUGUCCCUGGUCAUUAGGGAUUCAUGAAUAGUAUUCUUUUUCUAUAUUGGUUGGCUUUUCCAGAAGAGUGACUGAGGCAUAGAUGUUCUUGGUUGGUUGAAAUGACUCUUUUACAACGUAACUGUCGUCGUAGCUGUGAAAUUGAGAAACAGAGAGAAAUGGGUCAUGUUGUCUUUGACUACUGUAUCACCUCAAGCCUCAUGGGUAUUAUAUAAGGGCCCUACUCAAUCAAAACUGGUUUCCAGUUUCCAGGGCAAGAAAAAUGAUUGUUUUUAUGUUUUGCACAUCAGUAGAGGAUUAUGCAUUUGGCUGGAUAUGAUCAAUGAAACGGUGUUUGGUUGAGACGGAAAGAAACCCAAGUAAAUUAUAAUGUGCCUUUUUGCUGUGUCCUUAUUUUAGUCUGUCCCCAGAGAUCUGGUUAGUGGUUUUGAUUGAAUAGCUCCCUAAUUGACCUGACUUUUUAGACUUCAAAAGCUGCUGAAUAGCUCUACCACUCCUAUGCCAGAUCCAUAGGCUGCCACCCUAUGCAAUAUGCCAUUUUAUGUAGUAGAUGUCUGUAAUAAUGAACAUUUCUGUCACAAUUUACCCAUGAUACAUCACGGUUUUGAUGCUCUCGAACACGGCCAUUGUGUUAAUACCUUUCAUACAGUCUUGAGAUUUUCAGCAUGUUUUUUUGUUGUAAAUGAUAGAAAAGUGAUAAAAGACGAGCGCUGCAUUUGAUUCAAUCAACAAAAUGAAAAGAAGCUGUUUUAAUGCCUAAAGUAGUGAAAAUGAUGUAACCCACUUUACAGUAGGAAAAUUAUAGUGUUGACUUACUGACAAUGUAAACUUGGAAAAUGUUUAAUUGAAUAUGAAAGUUGUUUAGUGUGAUUGAACUGACAAAUCAAAGUGAAUGAAUCAUGUCAUGAGCCCAAAUAUUCAAAUAAAACAUCUUUAUUAAUGA